This is a messenger RNA of Prorocentrum cordatum, 2011 nucleotides long. NCBI's taxonomy places the organism in Eukaryota, Dinophyceae, Prorocentrales, Prorocentraceae. The record is from the annotation of a GenBank genome assembly.
GCCCUCUGGCGUCUUUUAGGGGCUUGAAGUUUUGGCGUAUCCUUCCGUCUUCACAACAGCUACGCUUACGGCGUCUAAACAUGUACUAGUCUUUGGGCCGUCAGCCUGACCACCACUCGCAGCUUCUAGUGGCGCUGUUCGGCACAUUUGCUGUUGACCCGAGACUGCAUCUUCGCGGCGGGAGGCCCACGGAGUUUUCUUUGCCCUAUGUGCUCCAGAUGGCCAACGAUCUAGAGGAGGCAGCCGCUCUGCCCCCAUACGAUGCCAUCCAGCAAGUGGCCACGGACCUCAGUCGAAUCGCGGACGCAGAGGCCAUGGCAGAUUUUUGGUGUCAUUGAUAUGAACGAGCUUCGCAGCAAAACUUACGGAUUAUGUUGCCCACCGCUUGGAUGGACAGAGUCAGGGGCCCUUCCGCCACAAGCCAGAGGGGGAACAGAUGCGGACGCCAUCUGUAGGCACAGCAAACACGGUCAGGAAUGCGGAGCAAGUCUUACGACACGGGGAGCUUCAUUAGCAGGUAUGGACGGGGCUCACCACGUGCGCAAAUUAUUCUACAUAUUUGUACCAAUCUAUGUGUGCAUAUAGAUGUUGCAAAACAUAUCAUCAUCUCAGAAAUCAGCAGCACUUCAUCUGGGACGUUCCUUGAAUCGUGGAGUUUGCCUUCCAGAAGCAGCCCGUACCCUAAACAAGGUCAAUCCUCUCCAGAAUUAUCGUUAUUUGUGCUGUGAGUUCGAGGGUGGAACGUACGACGAUUCGUGUAGCCAUCUUGUGUCGAACCAUCUUCCUGGGCAGAUCUCGCCAAUACCAGCUGCACCAGACACCGAUCAAGAUGCCAGGGGGCGCGAUGGAGAUCCCGAAGGUCACCAUGCCCGCCUGGCGCAGCCAAUCGAUCGCAGAGUCAUAUGGCCCACCUGAUGCAGGCGCGCCGCAAGUCAAGAAGCACACGGAGGGCAAGUAGCAAAAGGACAUCAUCGCCCCCCUGUGCAAGCUCGUGACGGCGAACAGCAAGGCGACCGCGGACGUGGAGAGCAUCGCCUAUAGCAAGUACCAGAUCGGGGUAGGCCAAAGCAGCGUGUCGGCGGGUCUCGCCGCAGGGAAUAGGCACGACACGGAGAGCACGGAUAUCAAGAAGAAGGCGGCAGGGGGAGAAGCAGUGGACCACAAGGCGCGUGGGCCCCCGUUCCUGGCGGUUUUCAUGGCCACGUUCGCCUGCGGAGCAUCUCGGACCGUCCCAGAGGGCGGCAAAGUGCAGGAGAAGAAGAUGGUCUGCGAGAUGCUCGCCUUCUUCACGGAGCGUCUCUCGACGGCAUCGGUCAGCGAAGUGGCGGAGCUCGUGGGGCACGUUAGGAUCAAGACGCACAAGAAGCACGAUAACCAAGAGCAGCUCUGCACGAGCAUGUGGCACUUCAUCCCGACGCGCAAGUACAGUGAGACGGUCAAUGCAUGGAUGCAGGCACCCACGAUCGCAGAGGGAGGAAAACGGCUCCACGGACGAGCUCCCCGCGGCCCGCUCGGGAGGGUCAUCAGCCAGUUCCCCGAGGACAAAAAGUAGAUGUCAGAGAGAGAGAGAGAGAGAGAGAGAGAGAGAGAGAGAUCGUCCUGGCAGAAGAAGGUAGCAGGCAGAUAUCCGUAGGCUGCCACCACUCCUACAGCGCAGUAAGCGUCAAACGGCGAUGAUGGCGCAAGGUUUUGUCCCCCCUCGUCCUUCGUCUCGCCCUCCUCUCCCCUCUUUUGGGCGAAGUGCGAAAAGCAAGGGUUCGAGCUCGAGCCUCCCUCGCGCCUGAAGGCCAGCUGCUAUUGCGGGGGGCCGCGUGCCUCGGGGGCGUGCUGGCGGGGCCAGCGCAGCCGCGGGCCGAGAGUGGUCCGCAUUUUUUCCGCAGAUGCGGUUUCGUAGGAUAAGCCUCCUCCAGUACAACUUCGGGUGGAGCUCGGAGGUAUCGCAGCGCCAUCGGUCACGAAUAGUUACAGCCAGCGCUUCGCUUGAAUCUGGGCCCAUCGAACUGGAAAGGUA